UCAAGUCCAACGAAAAGACAAAAGAAACAAAUCAGCUAUGCUGAAUCAAGUGAUGAAGAUGAAGGAGAAGUUACAAUCUCAAAGACUCAACGUAACAAACGUCGCCGUGUUAUAAAAGAUGAUGAUGCUUCAGAAGAUGAAUUUGUCCCAGACGCCAAAAAUGAAUCAGAAGAUGAUCAUAUGGAUGAUGAUUUUAUUGUUCCAGAUGAUUUUGAAGAAGACAAAGCAGUGGAAAUUGACGAUGAUGAUGACUUUAUAGAAAUAACCAAAAAGUCAAAACCAAAAGCUAAAACUCCACCACGGAAAGCAACUAGCUCAUUAGCAAACAAAUUCACCUCAGGAUCCACAUAUAAAGCUACAUCAAAGUCACCUUCAACAACUCCAAAACCAAAAGCAGUAGUAGCAGCUAAACAAACCAAGAGUCAAAAGUUCACGAAAGAAAACGAAGAACGUUAUCAGUGGCUAGUUAAUAUAUUAGAUGCUGAAAAAAGACCAGAAUCUGAUCCAGAGUAUGAUCCAAGAACUUUAUACAUUCCUCAAAAUGCUUGGGGAAGCUUCACAAAUUUUGAAAAACAAUAUUGGGAAAUUAAGUCAAAAAUGUGGGAUUGUAUUGUUUUCUUUAAGAAAGGUAAAUUUUAUGAACUAUAUGAAAAAGAUGCAAUGAUUGCUCACAAUGAAUUUGAUUUGAAAAUUGCAGGUGGUGGUAGAGCAAAUAUGCAAUUGGCUGGUAUUCCUGAAAUGUCUUUUGAUUUUUGGGCAACUUCAUUCAUAACAAAAGGUUAUAAAGUUGCAAAAGUUGAUCAAAUUGAAACUGGUUUAGCCAAGGAGAUUAGAGAAGCCAAUGGUGCUCCAAAGGGUAAAAAAGAUGUCAUUCAAAGAGAAUUGAAAUGUGUGUUGACCGCUGGUACUUUAACUGAUGAAACAAUGUUGAGUGAUGAUAUGGCAACUUAUUGUAUUGCAGUUAAAGAAGAUAUUGAUCCAGUAGAUGAAGCUGGUAAAAUAUUCGGUGUUGCAUUUAUUGAUACUUCUACUGGUCAUAUUCAAAUGACUGAAUUUAAAGAUGACAGUGAAUGUACUAAAUUGGAAACUUUAGCCUCACAAUUGAGACCAAAAGAAUUGAUCAUCUCCAAGAAUAAUUUGUCUCAACUUGCCAUCAGAAUUUUGAAAUUCAAUGCCCAAAACAAUGCAAUCUUCAACUAUAUCAAGCCUGACUCUGAAUUCUUUGAUUUUGAUACAACUUUUGAAACUUUAACAAGAGGAAAAUAUUUUGAGGCUGAAAACUUGGAUGAUUUAUCAAAAUGGCCAAUGACUUUGAAGGAAUAUUAUGAAUCAAACAAAAUGGUUGGAUUUUCUGCAUUUGGUGGGUUAUUAUGGUAUUUGAAAUCUUUGAAAUUGGAUGAAAAUUUGAUUUCGUUAGGAAACAUAACCCCUUACACUACUAUCAAAGCCUCAACCAAUUUGGUAUUGGAUGGUCAAACUUUACAAAAUUUAGAAAUUUUCGCAAAUUCAUUUGAUGGAACUGAUAAAGGUACUCUAUUCAAGUUGAUCAAUAGAGCAACAUCACCUUUUGGUAAACGUUUAUUGAAAACCUGGGUUGUUCAUCCAUUGCUACAAAAGAAAGAUAUUGAAUCAAGAUUAGAUUCAGUAGACCAAUUACUAGAAGAUGGGGAUCUCAGAUCAACUAUUGAAUCCUCAUUGGCCAAGCUACCUGAUCUUGAAAGAUUAUUAUCAAGAGUUCAUGCUUCUCAAUUGAAAUUGAAGGAUUUCACAAGGGUUAUCGAAGGUUUUGAAGAUAUCGCUAAAUUAUACAAGAGACUGGGAUCUUUUGAGUUGAAAGGUGCUUUGGCCAAAGUCUAUUCUAAAUUCCCUUCAGAAAUAGAUGAAUGUUUGUCCAAAUGGGAAGAUGCAUUUGAUAGAGUUCAAGCUAAAGACCAUGGUGUUUUAUUGCUCAGUAAAGGCAUUGAACAAGAUUUUGAUGACUCUCAAGAAACAAUUGCGGAUCUUGAACAUGCUCUAAAUACCAAAUUGAGAGAAUAUAGAAGACAGUUCAAAUCACAAGCUAUUGAUUAUAAAGAUUCUGGUAAAGAACUAUAUACCAUUGAGAUGCCUGCAAAUAUUAAAGUUCCAAAUGAUUGGAAAAAAAUGGGUGCUUCAAAGAAAAUGACAAGAUACUGGUCACCAGAAGUUGAAGGCCUUGCUAAAAGUAUUGCAAGAGCAAGAGAAUCUCAUAAAUUAAUUGAAGAAUCAUUGAUUGAAAGAAUGUCAAAAAGAUUUGACUCAGACUAUAGUGUUUGGAUAAAUGCUAUCAAUGCUAUUGGUAAAAUGGAUUGUCUUGUUGCAUUGGCUAAGACUUCAGAAUCAAUCGGAUUCCCUGCUACAAGACCAACAUUUAUUGAUUCAGAAACCGGUGUUCUUGAUUUCAAAGAGCUAAGACAUCCUUGUUUUAAUAUGGGUGUUUCUUCUUCAAAAGAAUUCAUUCCAAAUGACGUUACAUUAGGUGGUGAUGCUCCAAAUUUGGGUUUAUUAACAGGUGCAAAUGCUGCUGGUAAGUCAACUGUCCUUAGAAUGACAUGUAUUGCUGUUAUUUUAGCUCAAAUUGGUUGUUAUGUGCCAUGUGAAACUGCUACGAUGACCCCUGUUGAUAGAAUAAUGACAAGAUUAGGUGCAAAUGAUAACAUUAUGCAAGGUAAAUCCACAUUUUACGUUGAAUUAUCGGAGACAAAGAGAAUUUUAGAAAAUUCCACACCAAAGUCAUUAUUAGUUUUAGAUGAAUUAGGUAGAGGUGGUUCUUCUUCUGAUGGGUUCGCCAUUGCUGAAGCUGUUUUACAUCAUGUUGCGACUCAUAUCCAAUCAUUAGGUUUUUUUGCAACUCAUUAUGGUUCAUUGGGUCAAUCUUUCAAGAGUCACCCACAGGUUAAACCAUUUAGAAUGGCAAUCAUUGUUGACGAAGGCUCUAAGAAUAUCACCUUCUUGUAUAAAUUGGAAGAUGGUGCUGCUGCUGGAUCAUUCGGUAUGCAUGUUGCAGCAAUGUGUGGUAUUGAUAAAGAAAUAAUCAAAAAUUCUGAAGUUGCAGCUGAAGAGUUUGAACAUACUUCAAAAUUGAAAAAGAAUGAAAGUAAUUAUCUAAAUCUAAUUCCAUUAGGACUACAAUCAGAUUUUGCAAGAUUACUGAAGGAAGGGUUCAGAAACUCAUCAGAUGGUGUUGGUGAGGGUGUUUUGAUUUAUAAUGAAACUGUUCAAAAGAAAGCUUUGCAAAGUAUUGGUCAAUUGAUUGACGGAUUAUGA
Molecule: messenger RNA, 3285 nt
Organism: Hansenula anomala
Lineage: Eukaryota; Fungi; Ascomycota; Saccharomycetes; Phaffomycetales; Wickerhamomycetaceae
Gene: MSH6
Product: mismatch repair ATPase MSH6
Exons: 1
Biological process (GO): mismatch repair
Cellular component (GO): nucleus; MutSalpha complex
Molecular function (GO): mismatched DNA binding; ATP binding; ATP-dependent DNA damage sensor activity
Source: RefSeq, a predicted model, not a curated record